This is a messenger RNA of Synchytrium microbalum, 1113 nucleotides long. RefSeq lists its product as uncharacterized. The coding region runs from base 1 to 1113 and encodes 370 amino acids. Gene Ontology annotation, molecular function: ATP binding; ATP hydrolysis activity. Gene Ontology annotation, cellular component: cytoplasm; mitochondrion. The record is from RefSeq and is a predicted model, not a curated record. The transcript has 2 exons. Lineage: Eukaryota; Fungi; Chytridiomycota; Chytridiomycetes; Synchytriales; Synchytriaceae.
AUGCUCAUGGACAUAUUCUUCACCGCAACCCUCCAAGCCCACCUCCCCUCACGACGCACCCACUUCCACGAAUUCAUGCGCAGCGUGCACGCCCAACAGCACGAACUACGUGCUAGACGAGAAUACCAGGGCUCGCUCGUCACGAUCGGUGCACGGAUAGCUGAGCAGACACCCAUUCUAGCACUUGAUGAGUUCCAGGUUACGGAUAUAGCGGAUGCUAUGAUAUUGCAGGGGUUGUUUAACUCGAUAUUCAAGGCUGGGGGUACACUCGUUACGACUAGCAAUAGGAGGCCGGAGGGUCUGUAUGAGAAUGGGCUGAAUAGGGGGCUGUUUGUGCCGUUUAUUAAGACGCUGCAGGAGCGAUGUGAGGUGCACGACAUGUCAUCAGGCCCCGACUACCGCCUCCUAAAACGCGCCGCCUCCACCUCCUCCCAAAACUGGUUCCACCCAACAUCACCUUCCACACUCACCUCCUUCGAAUCCACCUACACAUCCGCACGUGGUCCCUACACACCCAUUCCAACCACCCUCCCCGUGCCUCCCGGCCGCACCAUCGAAAUCCCACUCGCAACACCAACAACAGCACGCUUCACAUUCGCCCAGCUCUUCCAAACCCCAUAUGGCGCAUCCGACUAUACAUCAAUCUGCCAAAAGUAUGGUAAAGGUGGAAUAUUCAUUGACGGCUUCCCGCUCCUGAGCGUCGGCGACACGUCCGUCAUCUCGGCCAUGGAUGUCGUGAGACGGGUGAUCACGUUUGUGGAUGUUGCGUAUGAGGAUGGGACACGGGUUGUCGUAUCGGCGUCGGGGAGUAUAGAAGAGACGUUUGGAAACGUCGCGCUGCCGAGCAAUACUGUUAAAGGCACGACUGAUGAUAGUAUCGAGAUAUCGGUUAGGAGGGGCGGUGGAGCAUCGUCGUCGGCGGCGAAUACGUUUGUGGAUAAUAUGGAAUGGAGUGCGACGGGGCUGGUGGGCAGGAGUCUAGCAACGAGUCUGGCGAGGAGUGAGGAGGAGUCGGCGCCUGUGAGGGAGGUCAAGUUUGCGGCAAAGAGGGCGAUAUCGAGGCUGCAUGAGAUGCAGAGUGAUGAGUAUCGGGAGCGUAGGCAAUCUAAAUAG